Molecule: messenger RNA, 5275 nt
Organism: Hyla sarda
Lineage: Eukaryota; Metazoa; Chordata; Amphibia; Anura; Hylidae
Gene: SYT3
Product: synaptotagmin 3
Exons: 11
Coding region: 779-2356 (525 amino acids)
Biological process (GO): regulation of calcium ion-dependent exocytosis; regulation of dopamine secretion; calcium-ion regulated exocytosis
Cellular component (GO): membrane
Molecular function (GO): clathrin binding; phosphatidylserine binding; calcium-dependent phospholipid binding
Source: RefSeq, a predicted model, not a curated record
UCUGCACAAGCUUUGCAAAGCCAAGACUGGGAGCAAUCAUCUCCAUCCAGGACCAGGGAUCCAGGGGAGCUAGUGUGACCCAGAAAGUCCAGGAUCUGCAAACUGGGAGUAUAUGACAGGGAGGGAGGGAAUAGGAGCCUGGAAGGGCUGUGACUCGGCGAAUUACAACAGGAAGGGGAAUGAAUGAUUUUUCUCUUCUUUCUUUUUUUUUUUGGUACCUUCACCCAUUCAAAGAAAUGCAAGCACUGGGGGGCAGACAAAGCCAAGUGCAUGCUGUGCCAACAGUGGUCCGAUUCGAUUAGGAUGUAAAACGAAGCGGGGAGCCCACAGACGAUACAUGUGUACCAGGAGCGGGGGGCAUCCCAGCUGCAGUCUGCAAAUCCUCUCCAGCACACACAGUCCAAGGCUGCCUUCAGGUGCAGGAGCUGCUUCUGCUGCUGCUGCUGCUGCUUCUACCCCCACCACCACAACCGUGACAAGCGUCUGUGGAACCUACAUGGGGAUUAUCCUUCCUGGCUGAGAGAGAAAGGUACAGCACCAUAAAGCUUGACACUUCAGGGAGCGGGGAGCUCGGCUAUGUAAAUCUUGGCCACCAAUCAGUCAAUGAACCAGCUCCACAUUCUAGCCAAGGGGAAGUCGCGAGGAUCUCAUGAGAAGACUACAAAGCCUUUAACAAUGUUUCCUAGUUCAGAUGAACCAGUGUGCCUGCAAGAAGAAAGCCUGAAAAUGAUGUGAAACUUUAUGAAAGAGAUGGUAUGUUGAGAGAUGGUAUUACGAAAUGUCCGGGGACUAUGAAGAGGAUGUUUGCAGCAUCACAGUGAGGUUGAUGAAAGAACUUUGCUACAGGAAUGAACAAGAUGAAAAAUGUCUGGAAUUUUAUGACAUACAACGCAACCUUGGGCUGACACGCUAUACAGACUCAGAUGUCUCUGUCAGUCUUCUAUCGGUCAUUGUCACCUUUUGUGGAGUAGUUUUGCUUGGAGUCUUGCUCUUUGUCUCUUGGAAGUUAUGUUGGAUUCCAUGGAGGGACAAAGGUUCAACCCAGAAGAAGGAUCAUGGACACCAUGGCCACCUCCACCACUCCCACUAUGGGGACUUAUUGGUGGAUCGUGUAGAGCUUGGACAGGAGAUGCCGGAGCGCUCUUAUUUAGACAUGGACUCCUACCCAGAAGCCAACAUUAAAAUAAGUCAGACAUCUCCUGACAUACCAGUUGACAGCCAGGGUGUGGCCAAGGAAUCUCAGAUGCCUUAUGCACAGUCGCACCAGCAAGUGGCUAAUAUUGCUCCGGCUACCAGAUACAACACGCUGCCCAGGCCAAUGACGCAGCAGUUAUCCAGUCCUGACUUUUCAGGUCACGUGGAUGAGAAACCGGAGCAGGCCACCAGCAUUGGUCAAAUCAAGCCAGAGUUAUAUAAGCAGCGGUCAGCGGACGCAGAGAUGAAGAAGCAGGAGGCCACCAGCUGUGGACGCAUUAGCUUCAUCCUACGCUAUGCCUACAACUCAGAGCAACUGGUUGUAAAGAUAUUGAAGGCCCUAGACCUACCAGCAAAGGAUGCCAAUGGGUUUUCGGAUCCAUACGUGAAGAUGUAUCUACUGCCUGACCGAAAGAAAAAGUUCCAGACUAAAGUUCACCGCAAGACUCUUAACCCAAUCUUUAAUGAGACAUUCCAUUUCAAUGUGCCCGUCAAUGAGCUCCAGAACCGAAAGUUACACUUCAGCAUCUAUGACUUUGAUAGGUUCACCCGACAUGACCUCAUUGGGCAGGUGGUGUUGGAUAACUUGCUGGAUUUCUCAAAUCCUACAGAAGAAACGCCCAUCUGGAGAGACAUCUUGGAAGCCAGUUCCGAGAAAGCCGACUUGGGUGAAAUCAACUUUUCGCUGUGUUACCUCCCGACUGCAGGCCGCCUUACUGUCACCAUCAUCAAAGCAUCGAACCUGAAGGCAAUGGAUCUGACUGGCUUCUCAGAUCCAUAUGUUAAAGCGUCUCUCAUCUGCGAGGGCCGGAGGCUGAAAAAGAGAAAAACAUCGAUAAAGAAGAACACGUUGAACCCAACCUAUAAUGAGGCGCUUGUGUUUGACAUUCCCAAUGAAAACAUGGACCACGUGAGCCUCACCAUCGCAGUUAUGGAUUAUGAUUGUAUAGGUCACAAUGAGGUUAUUGGAAUGUGUCGUGUGGGCGGUGAUGCCGACAUGCCUGGAAGGGAACAUUGGAAUGAGAUGCUGGCGAAUCCCAGAAAACCUAUUGAGCACUGGCAUCAACUUGUUGAGGAGAAAGCUUUGACCAGUUUUGUGACAAAAUCUUCCCCACCCCGGGAAAAGCCAAGUAUAAUAGUGGACAAUACACUGUCUGACUAGUUGACUCCACUAUCUAGGAAGAGAGAAGCAGACCAGGAGUGCUGUAUGUGAGCUGCAGGCCUUGCUCUGUUUCCUCUUCAUCUCACCUUUUCAACGAGGAGAGCAUCGGACUCCCAGGAAUGACGAAAGGAAGAUGAGGCUGUAAACAAAUGUAGAUUUACUUAAAGCCAUAGAGUAAUCAUGUACAUUUUGGAUGAAUCUGCACCAAGCCAUGGUGAACUCAUACAGGCCUUCCCGCCAUGGAUGGGGAUAGUGAAUGCUGCCUGACUUGACUCUCCUCAUUUCAAACUCCAGCAAUGCACUGAGCAGAGCAUGGGUGGUAAAGAAGAGGCGAACGAUGUGGCGCUAAAUAAAAAGCGGGCAUCAAGGGACAUUAACGCUGAGUGAUCUGCAUGUAAAGGAAAAGUCUCUCCUCUCAGCAUCAUUUUGCUCCCUGCGUGGAGGACGUAGUGCUUGACUUGCCAAAGCAAUGCCGCUAUUGGUCUUUCGACUUGUUUUACAGCUAUCGGCUUGUUGACAACAGCGCUUGCCUCAUUCUUUGAGAACACCACCGAUCAUGUAGAACCUCUGCUGAAAACUAACAAAAAAAAACAGGUUGUGUACCACGCUCAUUUAAUUUACCAUCGUGAGACCGUUUGUUUUGGUAAACAGUUGUUGGACGAUGGACACCAAGAGAACUUCUUAGACUCUUGCCAUGAGAUGUAAGCACUUUUCUGUCGACUGUCUUUCUAUUGAUUUAUGUAAUAAUGUAAAUUCUGUGUGUGUGAGGCUGAUGCCAAUGCCAAGUUGAGUGGUAUUUGAUGGAUUUUUUUUCCAUCCAUGCAAGUUUACCAUUAAUAUUAUGGUGAAUGAGACUUCAGAAUAUGGUCAUUGGUCCGAUGUUUCUGGUGUUGAUCACGACUGUACAAAGGGUUUGUCUUCCAGCCCUGAUGUAGAUCCAAGGGUUCUGAUGAUUGUUUUCCAGUGCACGGUUAUUGGUUUGUAUAGAAGGUGUCGUAUACUGACCUAUAGAUUUGAUUUAAAAAUAAAUAAAUCUUAUUCUUUUACAAAAAUUUAUGCCAGCUAAAUGCCACUAGGCCUUUUCCAAAACGUUGUGGCCUACUAAUCAACAUUGUGCCUAAUGGCUUAGAAGAUUAAUAUAUUAUUGAGAUUUUAUUGGGAGAUAAAGAUAUGAUUUUAACUAUAAUACUUCAGUAACGAGAGAAAUAUAUAUUCCCAAACCUAUAUCUACAUGUAUUCUAGAAGGAUGAAGAGUACAUAUGGUCAUACAGGAACAAAACCGAAUAUGGCGAAUCCAUCCAUGUGUGUAACGGUGACCGAUGUAUAGUAAUUCUGUACCUGACUCUGUUCUUGUUUCGAUACAUCUUCAGUCCUACAAGGUAUAUUUCUUGAUCACGUCUUAAUGUUGCCAUUGCUUAACGGAGGGUGUGCAAUAUCCACAUGUCGAUUAAAAUCUUCUUGAUGUCUUCAUUUUUUCUGACUUGUUGACCACUUCCAGAUGUUCGGAGUUUAGGUGACUUUUAUCCAUCACUUCAUUUAAAAAUAACAAUUUCCCUAUCCUUUUGUAUAUCGAAAAGAUUCUUCAAGUGAGUGUCCAGCCUUUAACACAUUUUUGCCCUUUGCAUGGGCAACCGCAGGGUGACCUAAGCACUUUCAAAUCUGAAUAUUAAACUAAUUUGUCACAUCCAUCUAGUUGGACCCAAAAAGAAUCUUGGGAAAUUGACUAAUUUCUACUCAUUACUAUGGAUAGGUGAUCAGUUUCAAUCUUAAAAUUUACAAUCAAGAAAGGAAAUCAGAACUCUGUAAUAAAAAAAACAAUAAAAAACAAACCAAGAAAAAAAUAUUAAUAUUAAAGGAGUACUCCAGCCAAAAUUAAGUUAUCCCCUAUCCACAGAAUGGGGGAUAAUAGCUGAUCACGGGGAGGGGGGUCCGACCUACUGCUGCAAUCUCCAGGAUGAGUCCCCGGCGCUCUUAGUGAGAAGCACGUGUCAUCUACCAGUAGACGGUAUGCGCUCCAUUCAUUUCUAUGGGAGCGCCGGUGAUGCCCGAGAGCUGUACUCUGGUCUUUUCGGCACUCCCAUAGAAAUAAAUGGAGCGCAUGCUGGCUGCAGCACCCUCUCCUCACUGGGUCCAAUCUCGGUGAUUGCGGUGGGGCCCCAGCAGUCGGACCCCUAUGAUCAGCUACUUAUGAAUAGGGGAAAAGUUAAUUUUUGCCGGAGAUCUCCUUUAAGAGAUGAAUUCACACAGAAUUUAGGAUCUAUAAAUGACUGAUAAAAGAUGGAGAUUCACUUUGAAGAUGAAGAAGUCUUAGUGAUGAAAAGCGGGGAAAUUUCAAGGGUCAUGUAUACAUUUCGUAUCAUCUUGAUAUGAGCAAAAAACAAAAUGUGAAAUUUUGAAUUUCAUGAUGAGAUUCUCUUUGUAUGAGGUAUAGUCCAUAAUAAUGUACUUUCAGUUUUUGGCUACUUGCAAAGGGGUAUAAAAGAGCUUGACCAUACGACGCGUUCCUCUUGGGUGGCCUUUCUUUAGGUGCUAGCACUUUUCCUCCAAAUUUCUCUACAUCGAUUGGAUUCACAGAGGAUUGCAUGGACUUCAUAGCAUGCUCUAAAAAAAACUAUAAAUUGCAAGAGGAACAGAUCUGCUACUUAUGGGGGGGGGCUGCCCAAUAUAUUUUAGUUAAUAAGAGGAGGUAAAAAAAAAUAUGAAACAAAAGCAAACAAAGCUGACUCAUACAAAUUUGAACCAUGAAAAAUAAAAUCAAAACCAAAUGCACGUUUUGGAUAAAAAAUUAAUAAAUAAAAAUUAAAACAUUUGUCUGUUUAUAGUGUGUGAGAAAAUGUUCAUUUCUGAACAGUCAUUGACUGUAAAGCCAUACUAAACUAUUGAAAAAUACAAAAAAAGUAAUAAAAGGAAGAUGUGAAA